This is a messenger RNA of Cooperia oncophora, 843 nucleotides long. NCBI's taxonomy places the organism in Eukaryota, Metazoa, Nematoda, Chromadorea, Rhabditida, Trichostrongylidae. The record is from the annotation of a GenBank genome assembly.
AUGCUGUCGCAACCUGCGAACAAGAAACGGAAAACUAUAGUUGUGGAAGUAGAAGACGAAAGUGACGACGAUAUUCACAUCAUCGAUGAAAGACGUCCGUCUAGUCAACGUACCUGUGACGAGUUUAAUCCCCAAGAUAAUCCUGAACAAUUCUACACUCAACGACAGCAUCCCAAAUUUCAUACGCGUAAUUUGGAGAGAGCAGUCAAAAAGGAAAGAGCGUGGUCAAAACCAUUACCUGAAGUUCACGAUCUUUUUUUCGUGGCCACUGCGCCCAAGAACUUUGAGGAUCUUGCCAUGAACCCCAAGCAACUGCGCAAACUAAAAGCAAUACUUUCUCAAAAGGAAGGCUAUGGUCAGAUACUACUUGUCACGGGCCCUACGUGGGAACAUUCAGCGAAUGUAGAAGUAGUAAACUACGGAGGCGACUGCUAUUUCAAAGAGGAGAGCGAACUCAACUCCCUAUUGGCCUUCCUGCGAUCAAGCACUCUGCCUGCUAAAAGUCGAGGUCGUAAUUCAGAGAAGCCGCAAAGGAGGUUAUAUCACAUUGAUGAUUUGCCGACGUUGGCAUAUCAGGAUGCUGGUGAAUUUCGUCGUCUUAUCUACCCACAUCUGCUCAGUACAAAGCACAUUGUCGUCUUUGACUUGACUACGCGAGAUUCUUCGUGGUACAUGUCUCCUAAACGGGUGUUUCCCAAGCAUUUUAUCACUAGUCUUAAUAUUUGUGAGUUGAACUUCUACCCUGUUGCAAGUACGUUCAUGCGGAAAGGAUUGAGGAGAGCUGUAGAUUUCUUGGGAUUUCAAUCCAGAGUUAGUAUGUUUUAUGCCUUUAUUAGAUUUUGA